AUGCCGUCCUUCCAUAUAUUCCUAUACAUUUUAAUUUUUUGUGUUCUUGUUCAUAUAUGUCCUAUUCAUACUUUAAAUAUUUUUAAAAAUGAUGAAAACGAAAAGGGGUCUUUAAAUAUCCCUCUAGGAAAAGAAAACAGUUUAUUUUUUAAUGAAAUAAAAUUAGAAAAUAGAUUUAAAAAUAAUAUGAAAGGAUAUAUACAAAAUGUUCAGAAAUUUCAUUAUCUUAUGGAAAAAAAUAAACCAAAUGUAUUAUCAUAUAUCCAAGAAGAUUUAUUAAAUUUUCAUAAUAGUCAAUUUAUUGCUGAUAUAGGGAUAGGAAAUCCACCUCAAGUAUUUAAGGUGGUUUUUGAUACAGGGUCGAGUAAUCUAGCAAUUCCAUCAACAAAAUGUAUCAAGGGAGGUUGUGCUUCCCAUAAAAAAUUUAAUCCUAACAAGUCCAGGACCUUUACCAAAAAUUUAAAAAACAAUCAAGAAUCAGUCUACACAUACAUUCAAUAUGGCACAGGAACAAGCAUCCUUGAACAAACAUAUGAUGACGUCUAUUUAAAGGGAUUGAAAAUUAAACAUCAAUGUAUAGGAUUAGCCAUAGAAG
This is a messenger RNA of Plasmodium reichenowi, 595 nucleotides long. RefSeq names its product plasmepsin VI. Gene Ontology annotation, molecular function: aspartic-type endopeptidase activity. NCBI's taxonomy places the organism in Eukaryota, Apicomplexa, Aconoidasida, Haemosporida, Plasmodiidae. The annotation marks the transcript as partial. The record is from RefSeq and is a predicted model, not a curated record. The transcript is spliced from 6 exons. Gene Ontology annotation, biological process: proteolysis.